Molecule: messenger RNA, 800 nt
Organism: Cyanistes caeruleus (blue tit)
Lineage: Eukaryota; Metazoa; Chordata; Aves; Passeriformes; Paridae
Source: RefSeq, a predicted model, not a curated record
GGAAACCUGAGGAUGCAGAGCAAGGAAAGGGGGGAAGAGCUGGGGACAUUCCUCGAGGAGAUGGUUGUUUGGAGGAGGGUCCUGGCAAUGCUGCAACGAGGAUGUGGAAGAGAGAGAGAGGAUAAAAUUGGGAAAACAUCAAGAAUACGAGGAAAAGCAGUUGAGCAGCUGGGAUCUGUUACACAAACUGUUAAAGGAGAAUUUGCCUGCAAGCAAGCAGGUAAGGAGAUGGGGGAGCUACAGAAAGCCAUGGGAAGAGAUGCUGCCUCUUACCAAAAAAAAAAAAGCAAAGCUCUUUGGUCCCACUGUCCCAGCCAAUCUUGCCUUCUCCAAGUGGAGCCCGACCAGUUUGGAAGAGAUGACACUGCUUUGAAUGGCAUUCGCCUACAUUGUCAGGAUGACUCCAUAACCAUUGAGUCUUUGGUGGGGGAGUGGGGUUCCUGGACCAGCUUUCAAGUUUGCCCUGGAGGCUACCUGAUCUCCUUUUCACUGAGAACAGAGAAGUCCCAAAGAGCAGGUGAUGACACAGCAGCAAACAACAUCCAGUUCAGAUGCUCAGAUGAAGCUGUGCUGGUAGGUGAUGGACUGUCAUGGGGAAGCUUUGGCCCAUGGACCAACAGCUGCAAGAUAUGUGGUCUCCAGACCAAGGUAGAGCCUCCACAGGGACUUCAGGAUGACACAGCACUCAACAAUGUGAAGUUCUUCUGCUGCAAAUGAGCACUUGCCUCACCUUCAUCACUGCCUGCACAUCCCAUAUCCCACAGCAAGUGAAGUGUCAGUAAAGCUUUGCUCUAGCUUUA